This is a messenger RNA of Alternaria postmessia, 1275 nucleotides long. RefSeq lists its product as uncharacterized. Lineage: Eukaryota; Fungi; Ascomycota; Dothideomycetes; Pleosporales; Pleosporaceae. Gene Ontology annotation, molecular function: protein binding. The coding region runs from base 1 to 1275 and encodes 424 amino acids. The record is from RefSeq and is a predicted model, not a curated record. The transcript has 3 exons.
AUGUCGACGCAAGCUUGGCCUACCGUAAGACGCACACCACCGCUGAGACCAGCAGAAUAUCUCAGCUAUUACAAAUACGGCAUCCAACCCGGCGGUCAGAAUGCAGACCCGAGCAUUGGCUUUUCGAAAGUACCAGUCUGGGAUGAGAGGACAAGCGAUGAACACGUCCAUAGGGGACCCGCCUUCACUACACUUCUCUCGCUUAAAAGCGAAACGAUACGAUAUAAUCAUAUCGCACAGGUCAACUCACAUCCACCAUCCAUCGAGAAUAGCCACCACACUCAGCGCAGCUCAAGUCUAGUCAUCGCGAUGGCCUCUGGUCAUACACCUAGCGGCAAGAUGCUCCCAAACUUUCUAACCAUGAGUUUCGAAAUGGUCACCAUGCGUGUCGGCGAAGCAGAUGUGGCAGUCGAUAUUCCCGUCUACCGCGAUCAGCUUUCGGCUGUCUCACUGUACUUUCGCGGCGCGUUCGAGGGUCCUUUCAAAGAGGCUACGGAUCGCAUUCUACCCUUGACAGACGUUUCCGAACAGACCUUCCGGAUAUUCCUGCAGUGGACACACUUCCAAGCCAAUUCUCAGUCGAGUGCUGCUUCCAUGCGUACACAUGACGCCGUCCUCCAGAAACUCAUGACAAAAUUGAGGGAUGAAACCACUACCAUUCCUGGAAUCGACGAAAAAGGCUACCAUGAUGAAAGGAAGAAGAACGAUUCGCGUUGGACGAAUCCAGAGUCGGUGGUCGAUUGCCAGUUGAUGCGUGCUUCGUUCCUGCGCCUCUACGUUUUCGCUGACAAGUACGACAUUCCCCAGUUUCGAGAUGACAUAUUGACUGCCUUGAUUGCACAGCCGCAUGUAUGGAAAUGGCCUUCCAGUCCUGACCAAGAUCUGAUCGAGCAUGCAUACGCAAAUUUGCCGCAGUCUUCCAAGUUCAUCCGCUUCUUAGUACUUUCCGUGGCCACCUGGUACAUUUGGGAUUCUUCGUACGAGGACGCUACCAGGCUGCUGUGUGACCUGAAAGAGACGCAUAAAGACUUCGCUCUCGAGGUCGCUAUUCUGAAGGUCGAGAUAUAUAGGGACAAAGUUUUCCCGAAUAAGCAUGGUGCCUCGUCUCAGCGGGAAUUAACUCUGCCCCAUUCUUGCAUCUUGCACGAGCAUCGAGUCCAGGACAAGAAGCAAUGCCGGGAGCGCAUACGCAACCAUCCGUAUAUAUUUAACAUACUCAUUGAUGCGUGCUUGCAAGAUGCCUUGGGCAUGGAGGAACGGUGCAACAAGGCAUAG